This is a messenger RNA of Erpetoichthys calabaricus (reedfish), 2551 nucleotides long. RefSeq names its product DALR anticodon binding domain containing 3 (gene dalrd3). NCBI's taxonomy places the organism in Eukaryota, Metazoa, Chordata, Cladistia, Polypteriformes, Polypteridae. The transcript has 13 exons. Gene Ontology annotation, molecular function: tRNA binding; arginine-tRNA ligase activity; ATP binding. Gene Ontology annotation, biological process: arginyl-tRNA aminoacylation; tRNA C3-cytosine methylation. The coding region runs from base 129 to 1985 and encodes 618 amino acids. The record is from RefSeq and is a predicted model, not a curated record.
CGCAACGUCAAAGUGUAACUGAAUGAAAGGCUCCCUCCACGGUGCGUACGCAACUUUUAAGCGUUCCGUCUGAUUCUUUUCCGCAAAUGGUUCUGUGUCGUUUGAGUUUUUAAUAUAUUGGGCAUAAAAUGGAAGAUGCCGGUCUUCCGAUAUUUCGAAUCAGCGACACUUUGCAGGCUCUAGGCGCCGCACUACGCAGUGGAGAACAUGCCGUUGGAGACUCGGCGUGUCCGCCUGCACUCGUAGAGUGCAGAGGAGAGACAGAAGAAUCCGAGAAGAGACGUGAAUGCUGCGCAGUGCAGGAGGACAAAUUCAGCACCAAAAAAGAACACAAACUGCAGGAAUGCUGUUCUUGUAGUAGUGAUCUGUUGCUGACAACAGAGAAUGGCGCUCCCCUGCAGGACAAUGGGCUUGUGCUUCAAGAAAGCUGCUGCUCCACGCAAGACAGAGUGCCCAGAGUCCGUGACAGCUGGGAGAAGGUUUGGUACAAGGAGAGCAGCCCGAGGAAUCUGCGAAGCAGAGAUUUCUUUGCCCCCCUACCAGCGCUGAAGAAAUUAUUUCGAAGUCAGGAGGUCCCAGGGCUGGUGAGGCACGACGUGAUGGCCAUACAGGGCCCAGCAGUGCUUCCUGUGAGCAGCUGUGUACUUUCUGAGAUUGGGCUGUUGGUUCAGAUUGAUCGACCACUGGUGUUUCAGCGGGUUCUGGAGCAGGUGCCCAGUUAUCUGCAGCCAGGUCAGCCUUUUGUAGGAUCUGGCCAUAAUUUAGUGCUGAACUGUGCUCCUCUGUAUGGUCCACCCAGAGUGGACUCUCUGCAGCUGACUCACAUCAGAGCUGUGCUAAUUACUGACCACCUAGCUUACAUUUUUCGGAGAUGUGGGUUCUCGGUGUCUCUAAGUCCCAUACUGGAUGAAGGUAGUGAUGUUGGUGCAUUUCUGGAGCUGCUGGGAGUGAACUGGCCUCACCAGACAAACGGAACGGGAGAGGAAGAUCUGUGGGAGACGCUGAAGAACUCUCCGUAUGUGAUGAAGCCAUGUCAGAAGGAGGCAGAGCAACACCUCAGACUGGACCUCCGUAGGUUUAUAGAAGAGAAGGCACUCACUGGAUUUGACCCCAACAUUGGAGCUUGCCUAGUACAGGACCAUAUGGUGAAGCAGCUUGCUGAGCUCCAGAAGGCCGUGUCCCUUUGUGGUGCCAAUUCCUGUGAGAUCAUCCAUGUGGUCUGUUGUGAGGAGGAGUAUCUUCAGCAGCAGGUGGAUCUGCUGUGGCAACUUGCAGGAACGCGGACAACUGUGCAGAAGCACCUUGUUUGUGGUCCGGUGAAGGCGGCAGGGCUAUCAGCCCACCAGUAUUUUGAGGUUCGGUUCUCACAGAUGAAGGAGGCUUCUGUUUCCAAGUAUGGAUUCCAGGUGCAGGGGGAGUCAUGGGAAGAAAUAAUUCGGGUAAUGACCUAUGCAGCUGUGAAGUUUGAGCUUCUAACCACUGCCCAUCGCAGCCCAGUGACUCUUGAUGUCAGAAAGGAGAGUAGCUUGUCGACUAAGAGCAUGCGCAGUGGUGCGUUUGUGAUGUACAACUGUGCUCGACUGGCCACGCUGUUUCAGAACUACUUUGAUUCGAUACAACAAGGACUUUAUCCAGAAAUGCCAGAGCCAUCUCAGAUCAGCACAUCAUCACUGAGAGAUGAGGGAGAGUGGCAGCUGCUCUUUAACUAUGUGGUGCCAUUCCCUGAGUUGCAAGACCAAGUGAUCAAAUCCUUAGAUGUGUCUACCAGCAUUCGAAUCAACCUCGGUACUGAGUUGAUGAGCAGGUUCCUGGUAGCCCUCAGCAUGGAUUUCAGUUCAUAUUACAAUAGGGUGCAUGUACUUGGGGAGCCAUUGCCACACCUUUUUGCUCAGAUGUUUGCCCGUCUGCAGCUGCUGAAAGCAGUAAGAGAGAUCUUCCACACAGUUCUGCAAACGCUGCACAUUCCUUCACUCCCCCAGGUUUAGCAGUGAACAAAAGCCACCCAUCGUGGAGAGCAGGUACACUAUUUUGAGCUGCUGAAGCCAUUGAAGAGAGAAAUCGUAUUGUUCAUUAGGCACACGGUAUGCUCUGUGGAGUUCUGGUCAAGACAUCUACUGGAAAACUUUGAAACCUAUAGAUCACAAGAUGGGAAUGCAGUGAUGCACAUUCUUCUUGAGCACAGAGUGUGCUUUAAAAAAUGCAGAUUGGGUAUCUUUAUAGCCUGGGAUCUUAGUUGUCUGUGGGCUAUGCUGAGAAGAAAUGUUUAUCGAUGCAUUGAUCCUGAGGCAGAUUGUUCCCCUUUUUUUGAGUUGGCCAGAGGAUGUGCAAGUAUUAUUACUGUUCCUGAGGCUCAAGGAGGGCGCAUCCUGGAGAAAGUAGAGAAUUUUCUGAUUGGUGACCCCAUUUGUCAGUCAUCGCCAGUUGACCCUAUUUUGAUGCUCAUACUGAAGAAAAGAUUACAUUAAGAAGAGCGAUGAGUAGAUGAAGUUUAAAUGAUUUUGUUCAUUUGGGAAUGUUCAUUUAAUGCCAUUAAAAUCUUUAAAAAAUGUAA